CUGUUAUUCAAACACUUUUCAAAAAUCUUCCCAAAUACAUGAAUAGGAGUUCCUUGAGCAGUGCUUCAAACUGUUCGACCAAAACAGGCAAGAUUGCUUGGAACAGGAAAAUUGGGUGGAGUUUCUCAAACAGCGCCUAACUAACGAAAAGCAUGUGGACUUCGUGGAGCAACUGGAGAGCGUCGCUUUCUGUUUAUGUGGUGAAAGACCAAUUUAUAUAGAGCAGUUUUACCAAAUAUUUUAUACAAAAGGGAUAAUAGAAAAAUUAUUCAGGCUAGUGGAUAGUGACAGCUUAGGAACAGUUUCCUCCGAUACCAUUAUGGAGUUCCUAGCUACUAUCACGAAUACAAUGCCACGUACAGGAUUCGAUAAGGGUAGCAUCGAUAGAUUAGAACAGCUGUUUAGGCAGACCGUAGGAAAUGGAAAGGAAAUCAAGAGGCAAGACUUCAAAAAAAUCGUUACCUCAAAGAAUCCGUUUUUUACAGAUAGGGUUUUCGAAAUAUUCGAUAAGGAUAACUCAGGCACAAUAUCCCUACAAGAAUUUCUGGAUGCCAUGCACCAGUUUGCUGGUCAAACAACGGAAGAUAAAAUUAGGUUCCUUUUCAAGGUCUAUGAUCUUGAUGGUGAUGGUCUGAUCCAGCACAAAGAACUGCAACAUGUGAUGCGAGCUUGUAUGGAGGAAAACGGUAUGCAGUUUAGUGAAGAUCAAAUUGACGAUUUAACAAUGGCGCUAUUCGAAGACGCAGACGCCAAUAAUAGAGGUGCCAUUACUUAUGAGGCAUUAAAAAAGCAAUUGGAGAAGCAUGGAGGGUUAUUGGAGAAUCUGUCCAUCAGUAUUGAUCGUUGGUUGGUACCACCUAAGCAAGAGUGUAAAGCGACUCCGAUUAUCAAGAGGUUUUUAUCCUACAAGCCGUACCAAUUCACACUGCCAUAUCUGAAAAAUAAUUACGUAUUUUUGUUAUUUUUAUUUGCCGUGCUACUAGUCAAUGCUGCACUUUUCGUAUCCAGAGCUAUAGAGUAUAGAGGUUCGAAUUGGUACACCAUUUUUGCUAGAGCCUGUGGACAGUGUUUGAACUUCAACUGUGCUUUCAUACUGGUACUGAUGUUGAGGCAUACGAUAACCUUUCUCAGGACAAGAGGAUUCAGCGCGAUACUACCGCUGGAUAAUCAUAUUUACUUCCACAAGCUAACAGGAGUUCUUGUAUUUGGAUAUAGCUUACUCCAUACCGUCAUGCACGUAUGCAAUUUCUCAAUGGUAGUCGUCAACAGCCCUGUUCUCAAUGCCCGCAAUUAUACUGCCUCCGAAUGGUUGUUCACCAGCAAACCAGGUCUUUUUGGACUAAUCGGAGGCCUGGCCAACCCUACUGGAUUCGCACUGCUGCUGAUACUUUGUAUUAUGUUCGUGUGUUCGCAACCUUUUGUUCGCAGAGGUGGGUGCUUCGAGGUCUUUUACUACACGCAUCUGCUGUAUGUUCCAUUUUGGAUACUGCUGAUCCUGCACGGACCGAAUUUUUGGAAAUGGUUCGUCUUUCCAGGAGUAGCUUUUGGACUGGAGAGAGCCUAUAGGUCUUUAUUCAUCGUAACGGAAAGAGGCAAAACUUACAUAAGCUCUGGCAUUUUGCUACCGUCGAGGGUAACUCACUUGGUUAUAAAAAGACCUCCACAUCUGGACUUUCAUGCAGGAGACUACGUGUUUGUGAGCAUUCCUGCAAUUGCAAAAUACGAAUGGCAUCCUUUCACACUAAGUAGUGCUCCAGAACAGGAUGAUUACAUGUGGCUCCACAUAAGAGGAGUUGGACAGUGGACGAACAAGCUAUACGAGUAUUUCGAAAAGGAGCAGGAAAAACUUCAUAACGGAGAAAUAGAACCGGUGCCCUGUUGCAGUAAGCCUAAAAAACGAGUUUCUAAUGGAAGUAUAGAGAGGAAUGGCCAAAGCGCUUUGAGGAAAAUUCAGUCUUCUAUAAGACGAACCUUAUCGAAACGAGAUAAAAAUAAGCAAGGUGCAGUCCAAUUGGUUGGAUUUUCUAAUGAAAACUAUCAAAACGAUGCAUCUGAAGACGAGACUGAUAAAGGAACUGAAAGCUUUCCAGGUGAGGCAAAGAUGCCAGAUGAACGUAACAUACACAAGCUGAUCUUUUCUAACAAAGCUCCGUUAGAGAAGUCACUGUCCGUUCCAGACAUGCAAACGAAAGAAAAGAAACGAGAAAGGAACUUAGUGUUACGCGAAUACAUGAGAUCGGAGUCCGAAAAGAGCUUCAACACUUCGCAAAUACGAAAAGCUAGGAUGCAGUCAUUAGGACUUGCCUACCUGAGUCCCCAGAACAAAAGUCUAGCUCAAAGUUUCAGGUAUAUGAGGAACAAGCCGACCAUAAUAGCUUUCAAAACUCCAAGUUUAGAGAAUUGCGAGCAACGUCAGUCCAGUAGCUCGUUUGGUAGUGUUGCACAAGUCCACGCAAAUCAACAGAGGCAAGCAGAAGAGGGAAGAAUAAGAUCCCGAUGUAACGAAAGCAGUUUUUCUCCAUCAUCUCUGCAGCCUGUCAACUACCCUGUUGGAAAGCCUUUAGAGACUAAGAGUAACCGGAUGAAGAACUGGAAGGGUAAAACAUGUGAAGACAUCAAGAUAAAGAUAUCUGAGCACCAAGGGACAGAGAUAUACAUUGACGGACCUUACGGAGCUCCGUCAAGUCACAUAUUCCGGGCCCAGCAUGCAGUGCUCAUAGCGACAGGGAUUGGAGUUACACCGUUUGCGUCCAUUUUGCAGUCGAUCAUGCACAAAUACUGGAAAGCCAGACACACUUGUCCACGCUGCACGUAUUCCUGGUCCAGUGAGAUUCCUGCUACUGUUAUGAAUCUAAGAAAGGUGGACUUCUUCUGGAUCAACAGAGAUCAGAGAUCUUUCGAGUGGUUCGUCAAUUUGCUAUCUCAGCUGGAGAUAGAACAAGCAGAACUGGGCGGUGCUAUGGAAAGAUUUUUAGAAAUGCAUAUGUAUAUUACUAGUGCACUUCAGAAGACAGACAUGAAAGCUGUGGGGCUACAGCUAGCCCUUGAUCUAUUACAUGAAAAAGAAAAAAGAGAUUUGAUAACAGGAUUGAAAACAAGAACAAAUGCAGGGCGUCCAAAUUGGGAUAAAGUGUUCAAGCAAAUCGCAGACCAGAAGAAGGGAAAGGUCACGAUAUUCUUUUGCGGACCACCCAACUUGGCAAGAAUCCUGAGGGUAAAAUCGGACCAGUAUGGUUUUAAUUUCAGGAAAGAAGUUUUUUAGCAGAUGUUGUACAUGGACUUCAUAUUGUAUAGCCAUUCUUGUAUAAACAUAAGUAUUUUUGUUACCGUUUUUGUAUAGUAUUUAUUUUGGUAUCGAAUUUGUAAUAUUGAAUACUUGAUUGUAUGUUAGUAGAAAAUGUGUAUGGCAGCGUCUUCUUGCUCUGUAGUUUGAUCUUGAAAUUAAAUAAUAAA
Messenger RNA from Acanthoscelides obtectus, 3453 nucleotides. The record is from the annotation of a GenBank genome assembly. Lineage: Eukaryota; Metazoa; Arthropoda; Insecta; Coleoptera; Chrysomelidae.